CUCACAGGAUGCCGCCCGGGGCCAGGGUGGCUCCCGAGAAAGGCGGAAAGGCACACCCGGGAGGGGUUCGUGGCGCUGGGGCUGAGGGGCGGCAACUGGCGUGGAGCGCGGCUGGGCCCCGGAGACCCGGGAGCCGGGGGAGGCGGAGCUCCGCCCCGCCGGCACUGCGGGCUUCCCUCGCCGCAGCUGCCAGCUCCGCCCAAGCCCGACACCUGGGUGGGAUUCGGAGGCUGGGCCCCUCGCCUUUCCCAGAAUACAGGCUUGCAGAGCGUCUGCAGGUGGUGGUUGCCCAACCACCUGCAACGGAAUAAUUCGGAACACUUGUUGAGAGUCCGGAUUCCCUGAUCCAGAUCGGAAGCGGGGGCUGGGGAUAAAGGGACUGGGAAUCUGAAUUUUAACGACGUAUCUUGGAGGAUGUCGUGUAUACUAGAUUUGGGGGCCAGGAGGUAAAGCAGAACAGUGUAAGUGUCCCGGUUUGUGCCCCUAGCUCUCGACGCGUAAUAGCGCUCCUGCAAAGCUGCUUCCACGGAAAGGGAGCUGCGGGAAAUUCCUCUGGACACCGCCGACGCUGACAAAUCCAGUGUCCCUGGGCCCUUCCGGUUUUCCUGACAGGUUGAUUUCAAGUCAGCAUGUCCGCUUCAAUGAAGGAAUGCCUUCAACUUCAGCUGCUGGAGAUGGAAAUGCUGUUUUCUAUGUUUCCUAACCAAGGAGAAGUAAAACUUGAAGAUGUCAAUGCCCUGACGAAUAUAAAGAGAUAUUUGGAAGGCACAAGGGAGGUACUGCCACCAAAAAUCGAAUUUGUGAUUACACUCCAGAUCGAGGAGCCCAAGGUGAAAAUUGACUUGCAAGUAACCAUGCCUCACAGCUACCCCUAUGCAGCACUGCAGCUGUUCGGACGGUCAUCCGAACUUGACAGACAACAGCAGCUCCUUCUCAACAAAGGUCUCACUUCUUACAUAGGGACUUUUGACCCAGGUGAGCUCUGUGUGUGUGCGGCCAUCCAGUGGUUGCAGGACAACAGUGCCUCCUACUUCCUGAACAGGAAGCUCGUGUACGAACCGUCUACACAAGCAAAGCCGGUCAAGAACACAUUCCUGCGAAUGUGGAUCUACAGCCACCAUAUAUAUCAGCAGGACCUACGGAAAAAGAUUCUGGAUGUCGGGAAAAGGUUAGAUGUGACAGGAUUUUGCAUGACGGGAAAGCCGGGGAUAAUCUGUGUGGAAGGCUUCAAAGAGCACUGUGAGGAAUUCUGGCACACAAUUAGGUAUCCCAACUGGAAACACAUUUCCUGUAAGCAUGCCGAGAGUAUCGAAACAGAAGGAAAUGGGGAGGACCUGCGCCUUUUCCAUUCUUUUGAAGAAUUACUUCUUGAGGCCCAUGGUGACUAUGGCUUAAGGAAUGACUAUCACAUGAAUCUGGGCCAGUUCUUAGAAUUUCUCAAAAAACACAAAAGUGAGCAUGUUUUCCAGAUAUUAUUUGGUAUCGAAAGCAAAAGUUCUGACUCCUAGGAAGCUAUUAAGAGACCUAUGCUUGUAAUCUCGCUAAGUUAGUAUUUCUGUUAAUAAGACCAAAAUAAAAGGACCAGUUAAGCAUCAUCUGUGGGGAACCUAGCUCCAGCAUUUUUCCCUGGAAAUGAAACACAGAAGGCUUUUAACUUUAUAACAGUGCAAUUGUGAUGUU
Eubalaena glacialis (North Atlantic right whale) is the source of this 1680-nucleotide messenger RNA. It is a transcript of the gene RWDD2A, whose product is annotated as RWD domain containing 2A. Lineage: Eukaryota; Metazoa; Chordata; Mammalia; Artiodactyla; Balaenidae. The record is from RefSeq and is a predicted model, not a curated record. The transcript is spliced from 2 exons. Gene Ontology annotation, molecular function: protein binding. The coding region runs from base 630 to 1508 and encodes 292 amino acids.